AUGACCACUUAUCUAUCUACGUUACAGUACGAUGCCAAUUCCAAGCUUCUGGACGUCCCAGAUGCAAGCGAGGAUAUCGAAAUGAACCUCACACAGAUUAACAAAUUGACCCAGGACCUGGUGGGCGAGACUAAUCCCAACUUCACUCCUCAACCACGCGACGAAUCCACAGCUAUGAUCAAGAAACUGUUCGAAAAUGGACUCAAGCAAUUGCAGCAGCAGAAAAUGGCUGAAGCACUCAAAUCCGUCAAUUUGGCUAUAGAAAUGGCCCAACGCAAACGUGCAAGUUGGGAGGCUUUUGCCGUGCAAUUGCAAGAACUACAGUUUAUGAUGAAGAAUAGGGUAGACCUCUGUCUGGUACAGGGCAAAUUCAUGGAUGCAUUGCAAGAUUUGGACUUUUUGCAGAACACCGGUUUGACAACAUCUGACGUUUUCAUUCGCAAAACUGACUCUCUUAUGAAACUGAAACAGUACGAACAGGCCCGCGCCGAGGUCGAGCGCGGUCUAAGUCUCGAUCCCACCAAUGCCAAACUGCGGGUUUUACACAUCGAAAAUACUCGCAGACUGGCCGAGUACAACGGUGACUUGUGA
Lachancea sp. 'fantastica' is the source of this 591-nucleotide messenger RNA. The record is from the annotation of a GenBank genome assembly. NCBI's taxonomy places the organism in Eukaryota, Fungi, Ascomycota, Saccharomycetes, Saccharomycetales, Saccharomycetaceae.